GAGUCGCAAAGCGGUGCACGCGGGUCACAGCCGUGCGCGUGACUGUGGCGCAUCUGUAGAGGGUCUGCUGUCAGAAACGGCUCAGUGGGCAGAUGUAGGAGCGCGGAGCCACAACCCAGCAGAUCGUGAGCGGAACCGGAGACGAACGGACACAGAGCGGAACCGCGCGUACAUGAGCCCGUCCCUGGUCCUCAAGCCACGCUGGCCCACGGAGAGCGUCAUGUUCGUGUACGACAACAGCCUGGAGGACGUGAGCAGGAGCGUGGAGGGGCUGGUGGGCGGCGGGAACUUCGCGGCGGGGCAGUGCCGCAGCAUCAUGGCGCACUCCGCGGCCGCGCUGGGCGGGCACGCGUCCGGCCUGGUGCACCCGUCGGCCGGCUUCUCCACCGUGGACGUCCCCGUUUCCAGCUCCGGUGACUCGGCCGCGUCCUCGGGGAAGCAGUGCACGGCGGGGGCGUGCACCAUCCCGCAGCAGAGCCCGUCCGCGGCCGCGCUGCCCUACACCUACUUCAGCAACGGCUACUACCCCUGCAGGAUGGCGCGCGCCUCGCUCAAGUCGUGCACGCAGGCGGCCGGGGCCGCGCUCAGCCAGCAGUACAUGGACACGAGCGGGAGCCCGGACGAGUACCCGACCCCGUCCCGGGCCAAGGAGCUGGCCUUCUACCACGGCUACCCGGGGCCCUACCAGUCCAUGGCCAGCUACCUGGACGUGUCCGUGGUGCAGACGCUGGGCGGCGCGGAGCCGCGCCACGACACGCUCCUCCCCGUGGACGGGUACCAGCCCUGGGCGCUCACCAACGGCUGGGGGGGCCAGAUGUACUGCUCCAAGGAGCAGGCCCAGGCCGGACACCUCUGGAAGUCAGCGCUGGCAGACGCCGUGGCCCACCAGCACGACGGCUCCCCGUUCCGCCGCGGGCGGAAGAAGCGGAUCCCGUACACCAAGCUGCAGCUGAAGGAGCUGGAGAAGGAGUACGGGGCCAACAAGUUCAUCACCAAGGACAAGCGGAGGAAGAUCUCGGCCGUGACCAGCCUGUCGGAGCGCCAGAUCACCAUCUGGUUCCAGAACCGGCGCGUCAAGGAGAAGAAGUUCGUGACCAAAGUGAAGACUAGCGCGCCCUGACGCGCGGGCCCGCGCUCCCUGGACGAGCCUACGCACGAACUCCGCGUGUCACAGCUGCAAUAAAUCAAGAUGGAAGAGCAAAAUAUGGAGAACUGUGCUGUGCGUCUGUCUGCGCAGUCGAGGAGGAGAAGAGAACAGACUGAGGAAGUGAACCAAAGUGGUGGGGAGCCCCGUGUAAAUACCCCCCCAUCCCCGUCCCCGUCCUGCCUGCCUCGUAUGUGUGUUAGUCCUGUUAGUUCGCACUUAUAUCUCCUGGUGUUUCUGUCU
This is a messenger RNA of Cololabis saira (Pacific saury), 1387 nucleotides long. It is a transcript of the gene hoxb13a, whose product is annotated as homeobox B13a. The coding region runs from base 173 to 1120 and encodes 315 amino acids. Gene Ontology annotation, biological process: regulation of transcription by RNA polymerase II. The record is from RefSeq and is a predicted model, not a curated record. Lineage: Eukaryota; Metazoa; Chordata; Actinopteri; Beloniformes; Belonidae. Gene Ontology annotation, molecular function: DNA-binding transcription factor activity, RNA polymerase II-specific; RNA polymerase II cis-regulatory region sequence-specific DNA binding. The transcript has 2 exons.